This is a messenger RNA of Lactuca virosa, 1719 nucleotides long. NCBI's taxonomy places the organism in Eukaryota, Viridiplantae, Streptophyta, Magnoliopsida, Asterales, Asteraceae. The record is from the annotation of a GenBank genome assembly.
AUGUUAGAUUCAAAAAAUGCAUUGGUCAAGUCUUAUAGGAUGGUAAGAGACACUCUUCAUGAAAAUCCUUCUGCUAAUUUGAAGUUAAGAUUAAUUGGAAAAAGGGAACAAGAUGGAAGGACGUAUAACUUACCAAGUUCUUCUGAGGUUGCUGCUUUAGUUGUCGAUAUUUCUAACGUCGGGCAACGUGUGAUCUUACCUUCUUCAUUUACCGGUGGUGCACGCUAUAUGAUGCAAAACUAUUUGAAUGCCAUGUCGCUCUGUAAAUGGUUUGGAUAUCCUGAUUUUUUCAUAACCUUUACAUGUAAUCCAAAAUGGCCAGAAGUUCAAAGGUUUCUUAAGGACACUUCACUUCAUCCAGAAGAUAGACCGGAUAUAUUAUGUAGGUUGUUUAAGAUCAAGUUGGAUGCAUUUAUUAAAGAUUUAAGGGAAAAUGAAGUUUUCGGCAAGGUUCAAGCAGUGGUUUAUACAAUUGAAUUUCAAAAAAGAGGUUUGCCUCAUAGUCAUAUAUGUCUAUUUAUGCAUGCUGACUGCAAGCUUCCUACAGUUGAAUAUAUCGAUCCCAUUAUUUCUGCUGAGAUUCCAAAUAUCGAUGAUGAUCCAGAAUUGUAUUCACUUGUCAAGGAGUUCAUGAUUCACGGUCCAUGUGGAGCUGAAAAUUUGAAUUGCCCAUGCAUGGUUGACAGAAAGUGUUCUAAAAACUUUCGAAAGCAAUUUUGUAAUCAUACUUCAGUUGAUUCAAAUGGUUUUCCCUUAUAUAGGAGAAGAGAUGAUGGGAAUUUUGUUGAAAAAUCUGGUGUUCAGUUAGAUAACAGAAAUGUUGUUCCAUACAACAAAUAUCUGUUGAAAAGAUAUCAGGCACACAUUAAUGUUGAAUGGCAUCCUACUGUGAUUAGACUACCUUUUCAUCUUCCUGAUCAACAACAAGUUGUAUAUGAGGCAGACGAUGACAUUGAAGAUGUUCUUGAUCGCCUUCAAUUGCUUCUUCAAUAUCUGAUUUGGAAGCCAAGGGAACUUGGAUAUGCGAUUGGUAGAAUUCACUCGGUUUCUCCUAAACUUAGAGAAGCAUAUUUAUUAAGAAUUCUUUUAAAUAAAGUGAAAGGUCCUAAAUCAUUCGAAGAAAUUCGCACAGUCAAUGGUGAACUAUGUUCUUCUUUUAAAGAUGUGUGUUAUAAUCUUGGCAUUUUAGAUGAUAACAAAGAAUUUAUCGAUGCAAUUAAGGAAGCAAGUCUUUCUGGAUCUGGUUUUUAUCUGCGGUUCUUAUUUGCUACGAUGCUAUUGUCCAACAGUUUAUCACUAAACGAAGAUCAACUUAAAAACUUUACUUUGUCUGAGAUAGAACAAAUUUUACUCCGUAACAAUUCCAGCCUUAAAAAUUAUGGAAAGAUGCCUUACCCAGAUGCUGAUUCUGUUUCAUCUUCAAACAAUCGUCUUAUUACCGAGGAGCUAGAUUAUGACAUACCAAAUUUAAAGAACGAGUUCGAUCAGCUGUUUGUUGCAUUAACAAAUGAGCAACGAGACAUUUUUGUUGAUAUCAUGGAUGCAGUUAAACAUAAUAAGGGAGGUGUAUUCUUUGUUUAUGGUUAUGGUGGAACAGGUAAGACAUUUCUUUGGAAGAAAAUUUCUGCAGCAAUUAGAGCUCAAGGUCAGAUUGUUUUAAAUAUUGCUUCAAGUGAGAUAGCUUCAUUAUUAUUGACUGGAGUGAUCUUGCCAGUUUAG